This is a messenger RNA of Corticium candelabrum, 1481 nucleotides long. RefSeq lists its product as uncharacterized. NCBI's taxonomy places the organism in Eukaryota, Metazoa, Porifera, Homoscleromorpha, Homosclerophorida, Plakinidae. Gene Ontology annotation, biological process: protein import into mitochondrial matrix. Gene Ontology annotation, cellular component: PAM complex, Tim23 associated import motor. The record is from RefSeq and is a predicted model, not a curated record. The transcript is spliced from 3 exons. The coding region runs from base 78 to 677 and encodes 199 amino acids.
GGGUUCGCCUCCAGCGGCAGCCAACGGGAGUCGGUCAUGUUGAUGUCAGUACGCAUGCGUCACGUUUAGUGCCAAAAAUGCUGCGAGGCUUGUAUGGGUGUUGGACAGUGCCUGGCACCAGGCUGCUAAGACCCGUUUUCAAUCGUUCACUUUCGUCUGCAAUUGAUAAUGCUAGCAGCAAAGAUGAGGAUGACAAAAUGACCUUCGAAGAUUUCAUCAAGCAAAGAAGGAGUCUGCGCAUGCGGAAACGAUUGGCGGGGUUACCGUUUGCAUUUGCUGCGUUGACUGGUUCUUCCAUGUUUCAUGCCUGGUUGAACCCUCACAUGUUUGAUGCAACAUCUCCAGAUCAGCUAACUGUCUACUUUGGCAUAGAUCCUCUGGUAUUAGCUGGAAUAUCUGGAGUCAUUUGUGGAGGUGUAGGUUAUAUGAUUGGCGGAGCUGUGAUGGAUGCAGCUUGGCACAUGUUCAACCCUCAACAAUCAAAAAUGAUGAAACUGAUGCAAAUGAAGCUAUUCCGACCAACAGACGAGAAGUGGUAUCAUUACCGACCAAUAGACAAACGUGAUGUCAUCAUAUGGCUCCACCUCUGUUUGGUUAGGGUUAGUGUCACGUUGAGCAUAGCUAGCAAAGCAUGGGAACGGGACGUAAACUCGCAAUUGCCCAACUUGCAUGCAUGACAAUGCAGCUAUCUGUUUGCUGGAAGUCGUGGAACAAUGGUCACCAAACACGGAUGUGGCCUAGAUUCGUGGUCAGCAACGAAUUCAGUUGUGAGGGAGUGCUAAUUAGUCACGAGUGUUCUUGUUCGGGUUGCUCUGCAUUGGACGUAGGACAUUACCUGCACGACUGUGAAGAGGACUCACUUUCUUAGCUGCCACUUUGAAGUUACAUGUAGUUGAACAUGACUAACUAAUUGUUCAACGGGGUGCUGUCGCCGUGCAUGUGAGCGUGUAUGCUUCCGUGCAUGCUGAUGCGUGGGAGUUGUUUAUUGUUGCAAUCAAUGUUAUUACGUACAUCCGUCAGCAGCUGCUACGUAUACGUAUUGAAUCCUGCUUUUUAUCCACUUCGUCGUCAUAACUAAAAUGAAUGAAACAAGUAUAAAAACAUUUUGAGAAAAUGAUGGGUAUGUAGGGAUGGAAAGUACUUAUUUCAUCUCUACAUACCCAUCAUUUUCUCAAAAUGUUUUUAUAUUUGUUCAUGAGCGUUUGUACCUCCUGAUCCUCAGCUGUCUUACAUACACUGUACACAUGUCUUAGCAUGUGGUGUACAUGUACACCAGUCAAGGGUUUAGCACUGUAGUGCUUCUCUAUUCAGUUCACGUGUAACAUGUUGUUUGUUUAGAGAGAAGCUGAUUUUCUUGCUAGAAUUAGCAGACAUCGAGCAUCAUCUAACAGUCGAUAUGAAGAUGACUUUUACGGUGAUAGUAUAAAGAGUCUCAGUGACUACAGACAGUGGAUAAGAAGACAGCAAAGAGUAACACAAGG